AUGGCAGCACCAACCUUCCGUCCUCGUAUUGUGAUCACGGACUUUGAAUGCUCACAGAUGCAGGCAUGGGUUCAGGUCUACAAUGUAAUUGUUCAAGGGUGCUAUUGGCAUUUCUCCAGAGCUGUCACCAUCCUGAGCCGGACUAUGGGCCUCACAAAUUUUCUGGGCUACCAUGAUAGGGCUCACUCAAUUGUCAGUAGCCUCCUAGCUCUACCUUUGCUCCCCAACCACAUGAUUGAAGAAGGAUUUAUGAGCCUAGCACAUGAGGCUGCUGAUCUUGGCAUCUAUGCCCUUCUUCAUCAGUUCUUUCUAAAGAUUCAUGAAACUUGGCUGGCAGGAUUUCGUUUCCAAAUGUUGUCGGUAUUCUUAGCAGAGCACCGCACAAAUGUUUCUGAGUCUGCAAACAGAAUGCUGAGGUUGAGAACACAAGUUCACCACGCAAAUGUGUCAUUGUUCUUGGAAGCCAUCCGAUCAAUGGAAACCAACAGCUAUUUGGAUUUGGUAAGUCUUCACGGACACAUCAAUCCUGGUAGGCCACGUAGGGCAUCUGCCAUUAAUAAUGAUGCCUACAUCAUUAACAUCUCACAUGACCUGAUGGCAGGUCAUCUCACUACAAAUAGAUUUUUGCACCUUGCCAGUACACGAACCAUUAAAUUUACCAAAACAGAAAAACUGAACAUGAGGGAAUUCCUUGAUGUCGAAAGCCUCUAG
Messenger RNA from Frankliniella occidentalis (western flower thrips), 711 nucleotides. RefSeq lists its product as uncharacterized. The coding region runs from base 1 to 711 and encodes 236 amino acids. The record is from RefSeq and is a predicted model, not a curated record. The transcript has 4 exons. Lineage: Eukaryota; Metazoa; Arthropoda; Insecta; Thysanoptera; Thripidae.